GAAGCCUGAGAGAACAACAACUUGUUUAUGGAAGGAGAGACGACGGCAUGCUAGCCAAGUUUGAAAACCUACAUCGAGGGAACGUGUAUUAUUAUUAUUUGUGAAACACCCUCGCUUCCGAGUCAAACAGUCGAGAUGGUGUCUUAUAAGAGACUGAGUCCAGAGGAUGUCCAAUUCUCCAACGCUGCUGCUUCAGAGGAGGCUCCUGUACAGGAGAUGGCGGAGGUGAAGGACCCAGAGGAGACAGAGCGCCCCCUGCUGCCUCGGAGGCCCUCCUGUUCUGCCACCACGGCCCUCAUCUCCCUGGGCUCCCUGCUGCUCCUGGUCUGUGGCCUCUGGCUUCUGGUGACCAUCUUCUGGCUCCAAGCCCCGUCCAACAGCGUCCCCCACAGGGCCCCGCCGCCCAGAGGCUCCCCAGGGACGGGUGGGGGAGACGGGGGUAGAGCCCUACCAGAGCCCCAGGCUUGUGGAGUGGUCCCAGAGGCCUGGAGGUUUGACUGCUACCCAGAGAGAGGGGUGGUGGUGACCAGGGAGUUGUGUGAGGCGAGGAACUGUUGCUUCAUCCCUGCCUCCUCCUCCUCCUCUGCCCCGGGGAGGAAUGGUGUUCCCUGGUGUUUCUACCCUCCUGGGUUCCCCUCCUACUCCCUGGUGUCUGUUAACGCCACAGAGUUGGGUCAGACGGGAACUCUGGUGAAGACGGUGAAGACCUACUACCCUAAAGACAUUCUGACCCUACAGCUGGAGCUCCUCUAUGAGACAGACCACAGGCUCCGAGUCAGGAUCACCGACCCGUCUGAGUCGCGGUUCGCGGUGCCAAUCGCCGUGCCCAAGGCCACAGAGAAGGCCUCUAGUCCCGCCUACUCUGUGGAGCUGUCCAAUGAGCCGUUUGGCAUCAUCGUUAAGAGAACUUCCACAGGAGCUGUGCUCCUCAACACCACGGUAGCGCCUCUGUUUUACUGUGACCAGUUCCUCCAGCUGUCCAGCAGUCUGUCCAGUCAGUACAUCUAUGGGCUGGGAGAACACCGCUCCUCCUUCCUACACGACAUCCACUGGAACACUCUCACCAUGUGGGCUAGAGACGUACCUCCCACGGUAAUGACUAACACUGACAUCCACUGGAACACUCUCACCAUGUGGGCUAGAGACGUACCUCCCACGGUAAUGACUAACACUGACAUGCACUGGAACACUCUCACCAUGUGGGCUAGAGACGUACCUCCCACGGUAAUGACUAACACUGACAUCCACUGGAACACUCUCACCAUGUGGGCUAGAGACGUACCUCCCACGGUAAUGACUAACACUGACAUCCACUGGAACACUCUCACCAUGUGGGCUAGAGACGUACCUCCCACGGUAAUGACUAACACUGACAUCCACUGGAACACUCUCACCAUGUGGGCUAGAGACGUACCUCCCACGGUAAUGACUAACACUGACAUCCACUGGAACACUCUCACCAUGUGGGCUAGAGACGUACCUCCCACGGUAAUGACUAACACUGACAUCCACUGGAACACUCUCACCAUGUGGGCUAGAGACGUACCUCCCACGGUAAUGACUAACACUGACAUCCACUGGAACACUCUCACCAUGUGGGCUAGAGACGUACCUCCCACGGUAAUGACUAACACUGACAUCCACUGGAACACUCUCACCAUGUGGGCUAGAGACGUACCUCCCACGGUAAUGACUAACACUGACAUCCACUGGAACAUUCUCACCAUGUGGGCUAGAGACGUACCUCCCACGGUAAUGACUAACACUGACAUCCACUGGAACACUCUCACCAUGUGGGCUAGAGACGUACCUCCCACGGUAAUGACUAACACUGACAUCCACUGGAACACUCUCACCAUGUGGGCUAGAGACGUACCUCCCACGGUAAUGACUAACACUGACAUCCACUGGAACACUCUCACCAUGUGGGCUAGAGACGUACCUCCCACGGUAAUGACUAACACUGACAUCCACUGGAACACUCUCACCAUGUGGGCUAGAGACGUACCUCCCACGGUAAUGACUAACACUGACAUCCACUGGAACACUCUCACCAUGUGGGCUAGAGACGUACCUCCCACGGUAAUGACUAACACUGACAUCCACUGGAACACUCUCACCAUGUGGGCUAGAGACGUACCUCCCACGCUCUCGUUCUCUCCCACCUCUCGUUCUCUCUCACCACUCGUUCUCUCCCACCUCUCGUUCUCUCUAGGUAUAUUAGGAGGGUUGUUGAGGGCUAAGACUCUGUGUGCCUCUGCUGUCCAGAAGACCUCGUCUCACUACAACAUGCACAGCCUGUAUGGACUUCUAGAAGCUAAGGCUUCGGCAUGGGCCCUGAAGCGUAUGUUGGGGAAGAGAGCGUUCGUGAUCUCUCGCUCCACCUUCCCCAGUCAAGGCCAAUACUCUGGACACUGGCUAGGAGACAACAGGAGUCACUGGAAAGACAUGUACACCUCGAUAGCAGGUAUGUUAACCUUUAACCUCCUGGGUGUCCCACUGGUGGGGGCUGAUGUCUGUGGCUUCAGUGAGCAGACUGAGGAGGAGCUGUGUGUUCGCUGGACUCAGCUAGGAGCCUUCUACCCUUUCACACGCAACCACAACGCUAUCGACCAGAAGCCCCAGGACCCUCCAGUGUUCAGCCCUCGAGCCCGUUCAGCCAUGAAACAGUCUCUCCUGCUACGCUACUCUCUCUUCCCUCUGCUCUACACACUGUUCCACCGCGCACACACACACGGACACACCGUCGCUCGCCCUCUGCUGUUCGAGUUCCCCAAGGACGUGAGAACGUAUGGGAUAGACAGACAGUUCCUAUGGGGGAAGAGUUUGAUGGUGACACCCGUAUUAGAUCCAGGUGUGGACUAUGUUGUGGGCUACUUCCCUCAAGGUCUCUGGUACGACUACUAUACAGGUGAUUCUAUCCGUAGUAAAGGAGAAGAGUUGAGGCUCAAGGCUCCUCUAGAGCACAUCAACCUUCACCUGAGAGAAGGAGCUGUCGUACCUACACAGCGUCCCAACACAACCCUGUUUGUGAGCAGUGGUCAGCCGCUCCACCUCGUGUCCAGUCUGUCUGAAGACGGCUCGGCCGGAGGAGAGCUAUUCUGGGACGACGGAGAGAGCAUCGACACCUUGGAGACCGACCAGUACGCUCACAUAGUGUUCACUGUGGUGAAGAACACGAUGACAUCGGAGGUGCUGCACGACCACGUGGAGGCUUCCUACAUCACCGUGGAAACAGCCUCCUUCUACGGCGUGAAGGCGGAGCCUACCAGGGUCACGGUCAACUCCCAGGAUGCUGCAUUCAGCUACAGAGCCAAUCAGGUGUUGACUGUAACAGACCUAGGACUGAAUCUCAGCCAGAACUUCACCAUCAGUUGGAUCUAACAGGUUUUCCCAAAAAUGGGAAUUCUGACCUUUUGGAAUGUUGAUGGUUUCCCUGACGGUCUCUACUGCUUUACUCCCCAUGUCUGUGUCCCAAAUGGCACCCUAUUCCCUAUAUAGUGCACUACUAAUGACCAGGGCCCUUGUGUAUAGGGUGCCAUUUGAGACAGGUAUGGUCUCUGUGAAGCUUUAUAGUGGUGGUGAUGACAGUAUUUAUUUUAGCUGAUUUUAUGGUAUAAACAUCUAUGAAAAAUGACAUUUUAUAUAGUAUUUAACUGAUAAAUGUCUAUAAUAAUGCCUCCACCACACAGUGUAACCAGCCCACAGUACAGCCAGACCCGGUUACCGGGAUUUACCUCCCAAAACCACUCCCUUUUCCCGGGAUUAAUAACAUUGAGACACUGAUAAAUGGUGUUAAAUGAUAUGCCCUGUCUGAAUCUGGCUUCUCUACGGCCUCUGCAUAAUGAAUCAGCGAUCGGGGUGGGGGACAGACGGGCCGUCUCGGGGUGGGGGACAGA
Molecule: messenger RNA, 3899 nt
Organism: Salvelinus namaycush (lake trout)
Lineage: Eukaryota; Metazoa; Chordata; Actinopteri; Salmoniformes; Salmonidae
Product: lysosomal alpha-glucosidase-like
Exons: 14
Coding region: 136-3384 (1082 amino acids)
Biological process (GO): carbohydrate metabolic process
Molecular function (GO): alpha-1,4-glucosidase activity; carbohydrate binding
Source: RefSeq, a predicted model, not a curated record